AUACAUGCAUACAUAGAAUACACGAGAUAAAAAGGACGAAAAGAAAAACGGAACGGUGAAAAAAGAUAGGAAACAAGUCUUCAAAGUGCGUACCGUGUGUCUGUAGUAGCGAUAGUGCUCAUGUGUUGAAUAUAAAAACGGAGUCGUGGCGUUAAAUGGUGUUUGUUGAUCAGUAAUAACGUACUUGAAUAAUUUCCGGCCUCGAGGCCUAAAGAUUCGCUCUAAAAUAUGAUGCAAUUCAUGCUACUAUUCAGUCGUCAGGGCAAGCUACGGCUUCAAAAAUGGUACGUGGCUCAUCCCGACAAGUUGAAAAAGAAGAUAACUCGCGAAUUGAUCACAACGAUAUUGGCCAGAAAACCUAAAAUGUCUAGUUUUCUUGAAUGGAAGGACGUCAAGGUUGUGUACAAAAGAUAUGCUAGCCUCUAUUUUUGCUGUGCCAUUGAACAAAACGAUAAUGAAUUGCUGACGCUUGAAAUUAUUCAUCGAUACGUUGAACUGUUGGACAAAUACUUUGGGAGUGUAUGCGAGUUGGACAUAAUCUUCAAUUUCGAAAAGGCCUAUUUCAUAUUGGACGAGCUUUUGGUCGGUGGGGAGAUACAGGAGACGAGCAAAAAGAAUGUACUGAAGGCUAUCGCUGCCCAGGAUCUACUGCAGGAGCCUUCUAUUAUUCUGUUCCAGGAGGAGACACCGCAAGGAUUUUUCGAAGAUCAUGGACUUGGAUAGAUAAUUUCUCUCUUCGUAAUCUGCGAACACCAAGGGGUCAUGUACUUACGCCAGCGGUGCGUCGAUUUUAACACCAUUUCAGAACUACAUUCCAUUUAUUCUUAUUUUCAAUUGUGGUUAUUCUUUAAUUUAAUGCGAUUUUGUUAGCCAUAGGAGUUAUAAACAUGCGAUUUUCCAGCUUUUCAUUAUUAUUCUCGAAUUUCGCAAUUUCAGUACGUCAGUAGAUCGCGUAUUACUGUCCAAACAUUUACAAUUUAUAUACAUUUCUCAUUCAAGAAUUGUUAUACACAAUGUAAGAUAAGAUAAUACAAAUAAGAUAACUCUUUUUAUUUUCUUCUUUGUACACAGAUUUGCUUAUUUGUCAUUGGCUCACGGUUGAGUCUGCGGUAAAUUUUCAGUGCCUAAAAUCGCAUGAAUCUAAUUCUAUACAGUUUUAAUCAAUCAAUUCAUACUCAUUUAUAGUAUAAUUAAAAUUUUAACCUUUACCGGAGCAAUAUUGCGCAUGUAGUGAAAAUGAUUGUUU
Messenger RNA from Diprion similis, 1246 nucleotides. RefSeq names its product AP-1 complex subunit sigma-2 (gene AP-1sigma). Gene Ontology annotation, biological process: vesicle-mediated transport; intracellular protein transport. Lineage: Eukaryota; Metazoa; Arthropoda; Insecta; Hymenoptera; Diprionidae. Gene Ontology annotation, molecular function: clathrin-cargo adaptor activity. The transcript is spliced from 5 exons. The record is from RefSeq and is a predicted model, not a curated record. The coding region runs from base 229 to 723 and encodes 164 amino acids. Gene Ontology annotation, cellular component: membrane coat; AP-1 adaptor complex; intracellular membrane-bounded organelle.